Mesorhabditis spiculigera is the source of this 540-nucleotide messenger RNA. NCBI's taxonomy places the organism in Eukaryota, Metazoa, Nematoda, Chromadorea, Rhabditida, Rhabditidae. The record is from the annotation of a GenBank genome assembly.
AUGGGAGCUUUACAUUCUAUUGGUAAGGGGAAGAAGAGCAGACAAUGGACAUCGUGCCUUCAUUUCUACACUGGCGACGGUGAAUGGAAACCCCUUCAGGAACACGAAAUUAUCGCGUACUUUCGAGACGAAUUGGACGCUGGAGAGGAGUUCAUCGUCUUCUCGGAGAUCCGCAAAUAUAACGUGGGAUGCUGGCUAUUCGGAUUGUGUGGAUAUUGGCAUGAAUAUACGCUGGUAAAGACAACCAAUUGGCACUGGAGCUUCGAGAAGAUGGAACAGGGCAUCUUCGUGCAGAGGAGCAAGAGCAGAGAUCAGGUGCGCUGCUACUUUGGUGGUAAAAGACGUAAGCCGGAUAGGACGGAGGGAAGAUCUUCUCUGGUCUCGUUCGGUGAAAACAUUCUCGAUGUCGUGGGAUGGAUUAUCGACAGAAACGAGCUGCGCAACGCGUAUCGCUCUAUCGUUAGCAGUCACCACUUUGCCUCUCUUCUCUAUGAAGCGAUCACACGAACUAAGGAAAAUCGAAGGCUCGACAACACCGAG